AUGGUGCUCGGUGUUAUUUCGGGGAUGUUUAUAAACACUGAUACUCGUCUGAAUAAAGAGGUAGACAUCUUUCCACCAUCAAUGUUCCAAAAGUCUUUCAUACCGCGUUUUCUACGCGUUUGGAAAUCUGAAAAGUUGCAAAAAGAAAAACCUAGUGCGCUGAAGAGGCCAACGAG
This is a messenger RNA of Acaulospora morrowiae, 176 nucleotides long. The record is from the annotation of a GenBank genome assembly. Lineage: Eukaryota; Fungi; Glomeromycota; Glomeromycetes; Diversisporales; Acaulosporaceae.